AUGGCUGCCCCCGCAUACGUCAGGUCGCCCUUCGGCGCCCUGAAGAGAGUCAAGAUAUCACCUUCGACGGCCGUGCCGUGUCAGCGCCUCUACAACACCACGCUCGAGGCCUUCAGGUUAUCCAACAUCGAUGUGGAAGAGACUGCAAAGAAGCGCGGCAUCCCGAUGCCUCCCACCGAAGAAGUCCGCGACAUGACCGACGCGACAAAAGAGGCGCUAAAGGAGCUCCGCCAGCCGCGUAACGUUGAAGCCAUCUUCAAGCGGCCGCUUCGCCGCCCCGCACAAUACGGCAUUCCCGUCUGCGACCUGCAGCUUCGUACCUUCAGCGUGCGCAACAUGGAGUUCUUCGCCGACUUCGCCAUGCGCGCUGCCUACUACCUCGGCCUGCCCGCCAAGGGCCCCAUCCCGUUGCCCCGCAAGAUCGAGCGCUGGACCGUGCCGCGCGCCAACUUCGUCUUCAAGAAGUCGCAGGAGAACUUUGAGCGCAUCACCCUGCGCCGCCUGAUCCAGAUCCAGGAUGGAGACCCAGAGACUGUCAAGCUGUGGCUAGCUUUCCUUCAAAAGCACCAGUACCACGGUGUCGGUAUGAAAGCCAAUAUUUUUGACUUUGAGAAGCUGGAUGUCGGCAAGGCUAUGGAUGAGCAGGCACAGAAGGAGAAGGAACUGGUGAAUGAGGCUUGGAAGGGCUUCGGUCGGAGGAAGGACGCACCCGAGCAGCCUGAGGAACUACUUGAGAUUAUCAACGCGGAGCCAGUGAGGAAGGCGGGUACGGAUAUGCCCAUGGGCAGGACCGCGUGGGACAAAUAA
Lasiodiplodia theobromae is the source of this 807-nucleotide messenger RNA. Its product is annotated as Ribosomal protein s10p s20e. Lineage: Eukaryota; Fungi; Ascomycota; Dothideomycetes; Botryosphaeriales; Botryosphaeriaceae. Gene Ontology annotation, biological process: translation. Gene Ontology annotation, molecular function: structural constituent of ribosome. The transcript is spliced from 4 exons. The record is from RefSeq and is a predicted model, not a curated record. Gene Ontology annotation, cellular component: mitochondrion; ribosome; small ribosomal subunit. Bases 1 to 807 code for a protein of 268 amino acids.